AUGCACAAUCGAAUAGUGAUAGACGGUGAUUUCAAAACGCAACUACGUUGCCAUUUGAGUGUGAACGAGAUGUUGCGACCAAUGUUUGAGCUGCAGGCUCUCAAGUAUAAUCGGUACGCUGUGUAUAAAACUCACUUGGAUUAUCUACGUGCCGGCGCCAAGAUAAUAAAGACUAACACGGAUAGAGCGAGCGAAGAUUCUGUAAAGGAAUAUUUAAAUGUUGGCGAACUUCAGGCUUCGUCUAUUAUCGGAGCUGCCGUGCAGACCGCUAAGAAGGCCGUCCACCGGUAUUACGAGGAAACGCACGGCAAGAUUUCCAACGUCAAGGAAUUCGAGCGACGCCGGCCAUUAGUGGCCGGCUCUUGCAGUAAUUAUAGCGUCGUGAGAUUCACGUCUGACGUUCCCAUCGAAUACUGGAAUUUCACUCCGAGGGACGUCAUAGUAAGAUGGUAUGGCUUGCACGUGAAAACGUUGCUGAGUAACGGCGUCGAUCUGCUAGCAUUCGAGUCUAUACCUUGCUUAACGGAGGCGAAAGCAAUUAUUACGGUGUUGAAGAUGUUUCCGAAAGCUCGCGCCUGGAUCACGUUCGACUGUCCGGUGGAUGCGAAAUUAUUGGAUGGAAGUGACUUUAUUAGCUUAGCUUUGCAGUGUUACGAUUUCCUAUCUGCACAGAUCAUCGCCAUCGGCAUGAACAGGCCUAUGCCCGCAUCGAUGGUGCCUUUGCUGAGAAGCAUCAAUGACAACAGAGACUCGAAGAUUCCGUUUAUGUUCCAUGUUGAUAAUCGUUAUUUAUCCGGCAUAGAAAACGCUGCUGCGUCUGGCAAGGCGCCGCAACGCAAUUUCGCGCAGGAAUGGCUGGACGUCGGAGUACGUUACAUCAGCGGUGGUGGGAAAACAAACGCCGAAGAUGUAAAAACGGUCUGCGAAUAUGUAAGAGAGUACCGUUCUUCCAGAAAAGGGAAUUGGCAACGGAAAUAA
Dinoponera quadriceps is the source of this 978-nucleotide messenger RNA. RefSeq names its product homocysteine S-methyltransferase YbgG-like. Lineage: Eukaryota; Metazoa; Arthropoda; Insecta; Hymenoptera; Formicidae. The transcript has a single exon. The record is from RefSeq and is a predicted model, not a curated record. Gene Ontology annotation, molecular function: S-adenosylmethionine-homocysteine S-methyltransferase activity. Bases 1 to 978 code for a protein of 325 amino acids. Gene Ontology annotation, biological process: S-methylmethionine cycle.